UACCCAUCUCCUGGCGGCCUUGGUCGGCCCACAGCUUCCUCAAGCCAAGCUCCCCAGGCCCAGGUCAGGCCUCACGGUGGCCUCUCCAGGAUGAGCUCCUGCCCUCCGAUGGCAUCUCCAGGCCCCAAAUGGUCUCCGGUCGGUGGGCUCCUCCACGCCAGGCUUGGGCCUCCCGGCGACCGCUGCAGGCCCAAGAUGUCCUGAAGUCAGCCUCUCCCGGCCCUGCCUCCCAGCAAGUAAGCAAGCUCUUUUGGCUCAACUCCUGCCCAGCUCCCAACCGCCUUUGUAGGCCCCGAACUUUCUCCAGCCAAGCUCUGAGGGCCCACUUCCUGCCUCCUGGUGGCCUGUACAGGCCCAGCACUGGUUGGAGAACAGCCUCUGCAGGCCCCGCCCUUGCCUCCCAGGGGCUUCUCCAGGCCCAGCUCUUGCCCCCACGGCGGCCUCCUGGGGCCAAGUCCCUGCCUGCCUCCCAGCAGCCCGCGUGCGGCCCAGCUCCUCCCUCAUGGUGGCCUGUUGAUGCCCACCCUCCCACGCGGACAGAGGUCAGCGUGAGCCCCUUGCCUCACACCGGCCCCUCCCAUGCUGAGAGAGGUCAGCGUGAGCCCCUUGCCUCACACCGGCCCCUCCCACGCUGAGAGAGGUCAGCGUGAGCCCCUUGCCUCACACCGGCCCCUCCCACGCUGACAGAGGUCAACGUGAGCCCCUGCCUCAACA
This is a messenger RNA of Pan troglodytes (chimpanzee), 714 nucleotides long. RefSeq lists its product as uncharacterized. The record is from RefSeq and is a predicted model, not a curated record. The coding region runs from base 129 to 635 and encodes 168 amino acids. The transcript is spliced from 2 exons. Lineage: Eukaryota; Metazoa; Chordata; Mammalia; Primates; Hominidae.